This is a messenger RNA of Heteronotia binoei (common prickly gecko), 2993 nucleotides long. Its product is annotated as phosphofurin acidic cluster sorting protein 2-like. The record is from RefSeq and is a predicted model, not a curated record. Gene Ontology annotation, biological process: protein localization to plasma membrane. Lineage: Eukaryota; Metazoa; Chordata; Lepidosauria; Squamata; Gekkonidae. Gene Ontology annotation, molecular function: transmembrane transporter binding. The coding region runs from base 106 to 2868 and encodes 920 amino acids. The transcript is spliced from 25 exons.
CGAACGAGCGGCCCCACCCCGCCUGGGCUGUGAGGCGGAGGUCGGGGUUGGGCCGAGGGUCCGGGCAGCCCCCUACCUCUCCUCCCAGCGUAGGGUAGCGGCACGAUGGCGGCAGCAGCAGCAGCAGGGGGCUCCUUGGGGUCCGGGCCCGGGGGGGCUGCCGGCGUGGCCGGGUCCCCAGCGGGUCCGUGCGGGGUAACGUCGGGAGUCUCUGGGGGUCUCGGGCCGGUCCCGGUGCCCAUGAACCUUUUCGCCACCUGGGAGAUCGAUCGGUCGGCUCCUAGCUGUGUGCCCAGGCUGUGCAGUCUCCGCCUGAAGAAGCUGACUGUGUUGAGGGAACUGGACAAAGAGCUAAGCUCUGUGCUCAUUGCUGUAAAGAUUCAGGGUUCAAAGAGAGUUCUGAGAUCCAAUGAAUAUGUUCUCCCCCCUGGUGGCUUGAUGGAGACUGACCUGGAAUUGACAUUUUCAUUGCAGUAUCCACACUUCCUGAAGAGAGAUGGCAAUAAGCUCCAAAUUAUGCUCCAACGGAGAAAGAGAUACAAGAACCGCACUAUUCUGGGCUACAAGACUCUGGCAGUGGGAAUCAUCAACAUGGCUGAGGUAAUGCAGCACCCGACAGAUGGAGGCCAGCUCCUGGGACUGCACAGUAACAUCAAGGAUGUAAACAUCCGGGUAGCCGAAAUCAGCAUUUAUUCCCUCUCCAGCCAGCCCAUUGACCAUGAAGAUGGAAAUGUCCCCUCUGGUCCCAAAAUCAAAGCCUCUGAUCGCUCUCCAGAUAUUGAUAACUACUCCGAAGAAGAAGAUGACAGCUUUUCUUCUGAGCAGGAAGCUAGCGAUGAUGCAGUGCAAGGCCAGGAUUUAUAUGAUGAAGACGACGAAGUGAGGAAGCCAAAGAAAGCCCGGCGGAAAAUGAUCAGGACCACAUCAAUGACCAGACAACCAAACUUCAAGCAGAAAUUUGUUGCAUUGCUGAAGAGAUUUAAAGUGACUGAUGAGGUUUUGGAUUCUGAUCCAGUGGAUCAGACUCAAGAAGUGGAGGAAGACUUGGGUCUCCUUUAUGAUAGCCUAGAGGAAUGCAACAACAGUGACAGUGGUCCUGAGAUAGAAGAUAACGAAAGCGUCCACAGCACUCCAAAACCUACCCUAAGGCGCUUCUUUGAGGGCGUCUCACACUCUGGUUCCCAGACUGAGAUCAGCAGUCUGCACAGCCAGAAAGGGCAGGAGCGAGAGUCGGGCAGCCCUGGAGAAGCAGAAAAGCGGAAGGCAGGUGUUCCUCGCACCCAAGAUGAAGCUGCUAUGGAAACAGCGGCAAUGGAAUUGGAAGUGGACGAAUCCUGCCCAGGAGCAACUGAGACAUCCCUGAAGGACAGCAGUGUGGACAGGCUAGCCCAGCUGAGCAGCGUCACUAAGCCUGAGUUCCCAGCCACUGUUUCCCCCAGCAAAGUUGAGAACAAGCAGUUGUGGCGGCCCCGCAGCAUGUCUGUCAAGGACAGGCAGAACUCCAAGGGCCAGGGGGACCGGACCAGCAGCCUGGACAGCGAGAGCUCCCCAGACUCCCGGCAGAGCACUCAGGUGCCCCGCAAGUCUGUAUAUGAUCAGCUGAACCAGAUCCUGGUCUCGGAUGAGCAGCUGCCAGAGAGCAUCAUCCUGGUAAACAUCAGCGAGUGGCAAGGCCAGUAUCUGUGCGAUCAGCUCCAGGAACACAAGCAGCCCAUCGUCUCCACCUGCUCCAUGGCGGAUGUCCAGGCUGCUUUCAACACUAUUGUUGCUCGCAUCCAGAGAUACUGCAACUGUAAUUCCCACAUGCCUCCUCCAGUGAAGGUGGCUGUGGCAGGGGACCAGAGUUACCUGAGCAUCGUCCUGCGCUUCUUUGUGGAGCAGCUGGCGAGCAAGACCCCAGACUGGCUCAACUACCUCCGUUUUCUGGUGGUGCCCUUGGGUUCCCACCCCUUGGCCAAGUACCUUGGUUCUGUGGACAACAGGUACAGCACUUUGUUCCUGGACACCGCGUGGAGGGAGCUUUUCAGCAGAGCUGAGCCCCCUAGCUCAGACACUGCGGAUGUCCCUGGCCGAGUUGCCCAGUUCAUUGCGGGUGCCAGCCUGUCCCACCAGCUGCCCAUUUCUGAAGCCAUGUUGACCUACAAGCAGAAGAGGAAAAGAAGCCUCUAUUUUGAUUUUUAUAUCAGCCCGGAUGAGGAUUCCUGCCAGAAAUUUGUGCCAUUUGUUGGGGUGGUGAAGGUGGGGCUCGUGGAGCAGUCCUUCAGCACUUCAGUUGAUUCUGAUGACGCUACCAUCUGCACCACCUCGCUACUUAGCUCAUCCUCUCCAUCUGGGGGAGGGGUCCCCUAUACCAAGGAGGUAGUGGGUACCCCACCGCCCUCCCCGUCGGUGAGCAGUGGGCUUUCGGGAGCAGGCUCUCUGAGUCCUGGUGUGGAGGUGAUGGGUCUACAGGUUGAUUACUGGACAGCUCAGGGGCCAGAAAAAAGAAAAGAGGCUGACAAGCGGGAGACAGGCAUCAAGAACACCCUGAAAAGCAAUUUCCGCUCCCUCCAGGUCAGCCGCAUCCCCAGCCCCGGCGAGCUGGCCCCGCCCAACACUAUGGCCAUGACCGUGGUCACCAAGGAGAAGAACAAGAAAGUGAUGUUUCUGAGCAAGAAACCGAAAGAGAAGGACUUGGAACCCAAAAGCCAAGUGAUAGAGGGGAUCACACGUCUGAUCUGCACAGCCAAGCACCAAAACACCAUGCUGCGUGUUUGUAUUGAUGGAGUGGAGUGGAAUGAUGUGAAGUUUUUCCAGCUGGCUGCACAGUGGCCAACACAUGUCAAGUAUUUCCCAGUUGGCAUCUUUGGCUACACAAAGAAUGUGUGAUAAAACAAAGCAAACGGGCAGUUUGGAAGGACUGGAGCUCAACCACACAGAAUGGAGAGAACACCCAGCUCCGUUGCUUCUGCUGAAGACUGACUUGCCCAGUGCCAGAGCCCAAAUCUGGCUCA